AUGGAUGACGAUUGUCUAACAUUACUUGAAGAUAUUGAUCAUGAACAAAUUAAUGAAGAUGAUGAUGAUCCACUUAUAGCUGAGGUUGAUAUUUAUUUAACACGUAUAUUUGCUGAUCAAUUAUAUUUAUUUCAAUAUCCACUUCGUCCAAAUCAUCUUCAAUUUGAUAAUAAUUCAACAUUUAUUGGUGCUCGUUUAAAACCUAAAAAUAAACUUGUACAACUUGAUUAUGUUCUUAAUACACAAUCAGAUUUUUAUUGUAAAAAUAAUGAAACAAAUAUAAUUGAAAAUUUAAUACCAACACCACCACCACCACCACCAUUAUCAUCAUCAUCAUCAAAUGAAAAAAUUAAUUCAAUCGAUCGUUUAACAUUAUCAUCAACAAAUACAACAUAUGGUGAUAAUUAUAAACGUUUUGCUGUUGGAAUUUUAACAUCAAAUGGUAUACAACUUUCACCAUUAAAUGCAAUAUUUCAAUUACGACCUGAUUUUGAUUCAACAUCAUCAAUACUUAUUCAACAAUCAAUAACAUCUAUUAAUGAUAAUGAUGAUGAUGGUAAUGGUAAUGAAUCAAGUACACAAACAGAUGAUAUAACAACUGAUGAAGAAAUUAAUGAACUUGUAACAAUGAAAUUUUGGAAACCAGAAGGACGUUUACAACGUGAAAAAAAAAUGCGUUCAUAUAAUUAUAUUGAACGUGCUCGAAAUGAAGAACGAUGGAUUGAUUUUGCUUAUUAUUCAUUAAAUGAAUUCGAAUCAAUUGAAUUAAGAAAAAAAUGGACAAUAAUUGAUAAUAAUGAAAAAAGUCUUUUACCUAUUCGUUGGAGAAAAACUAUUUCAAUUCAAGAUUAUUUUCAAUUAUUAUUUUUUGAUAAACAAAUUUUAUUUGAAACUUCAAUUGAAAAAGAAAAACCGUCAAAAAUUGAAUCAACUAUUAUUACUGAACAAAAACCAUUAAUUAUUCCACCAACAAAACCAAAAAAGAAGAAAAAAUCAGAUCUGGAUAAAACAACAAAAAAACUUUCGAGAAAAAGUCGAGCUAAAAAUCGAAAACCUACAGAUUCAGCCAUUGCAACAAAGUCUGAACAACAAACACAAACAACAACAAGUACACCAUUAUCAUCUGUAACAUUACCUAAAACAAUGAUCAAACAAGAUCCUGAAACAAUACAAAGUGAAUUAUUAUUGUUCAUGAAACGACGUUUUGGUUAUCGACCAUAUUUUAAAUUAAGUGAAAUAAAUAUUGCAAUUAAACUUGAAUUAAUCUCAUCUCCACCCGGUCAUCCACUCGCAUCAGGAGUUACAGAAGCAAGUAUACUUCGAGCAGCUGCAGAAAUUGGAGCAAUUUAUGUGAACAAAAAGUGGCCAAAGAAUCUCAAACAAGAACCAGUUUUUAUUAAUGCUCAAAUGGGCGAUAAAUAUGAUAUGCUUCGUCGUUAUGUUGCUGAACUUCUUGAAAAAUGUGAUAGUUUUCAAUUUACUGACUUACGUUCACGUAUUAAACAAGAAAAUCAAACACAACAAUUUCCUGUACAUGAAGUGAAAAAAUUUGUUAAAGAUCAUUGUAUUGCUCGUUCUUCACGUAAAGGUGUACUUUAUUGUGUAAAAGGCACAUUGGUCAAGUAA
This is a messenger RNA of Rotaria sp. Silwood1, 1626 nucleotides long. The record is from the annotation of a GenBank genome assembly. NCBI's taxonomy places the organism in Eukaryota, Metazoa, Rotifera, Eurotatoria, Philodinida, Philodinidae.